AAAAUGGCGGAGGUGGAUUUCGGCGAUAGAGAACUUUUCGAGCAGUUGGAUGAUGCUGCUCCGUCUGUCAACACUCACAUUCGCUUCACAGAGGAGAAUGAAAAGGAGAGCGAGCUGGGGGUGCUCCGAAGCAGGCUGGAGGAGUCGGAUAGCCUUAUUCAGAAACUUACUGAAGAAAAUAAAGGAUUGAGAAGAAAUCUUAAUGUCCUGAUGCGUCCUAGUGGUGUUACAGUGGACGAUGUGAAUGUGGACGGACCUGUUCUUCAAAUCCUCUAUGCCAAUAAUCUGAUCUCAAAGAAGUGCCGUCAAGAAAUUGAAGAUGCCAUCUGCAGCAUCAUAGUAAAGAAUCAGAAAAUUGGGUCCUCCAUCUACUAUCUAAAAGCACAGCCUUCUGCGUUUGCUUUGGAAGAGGAUCCACACAUGUUAAAUUUUACCAAUGUAAAAACUACAUCAGAAUCGUUCAAAAUUGUUGGAAGUGUUCAACAUUUUACUACAUUUAGUGUGGACAAACUUGGACAGCCUCUUCUGAAUGAAAACAGUUCGAUGACUGACGGAUGGGAGGUGCCAGUUUACCAGCAAAUUUUCAAUCAAGUCAUUGGCACAAAUGGGCAAGAUAUAGAGAUGAAAGACAAAAGACCCAAGUCCAUGUGUUUCAACUGUGGGUCUGUUGGACAUCAGCUGAGAGACUGUCCCAAGCCUAAAGAUAUGGCAGCAAUAAAUGAGAGAAGAAAGGAGUUUAAUCAGAAUAGCAACCAAGCCAUGCAGGGUAACCGUUACCACGCAGACGAGGUGGAGGAACGCUUCUCCAAAUACAAGCCUGGAAUCAUGAGUGAAGAGUUGCUGUCUGCUCUGGGCAUCGACAACUGCUCACUGCCUCCACUCAUCUAUCGCAUGAGGCAGCUGGGAUAUCCACCAGGUUGGCUUAAGGAGGCGGAGAUGGAGCACUCUGGACUAGCCCUGUACGAUGGCAAUGUUUCAAAUGAUGGCAGUUCGACAGAAGACCCGCUCAGAGUCUCAUAUGAUGUGUCAAAGCUAGUAGAUUUCCCCGGAUUCAAUGUAGCCACGCCUCACAAAAUGAAAGAUGAGUUCAUGCAUUAUGGCUCUGUUCCAAUACAAAGCAAUCACAUGAAGGAAAACUACGCUGCAUACCUGUCCAGUAACUUUCCAACGCCUGGUGCUGCUUGUAACAAGAGAAGACAUGAAUCGGACUCGUCUCCACAGAAGAGGAAGAAGUACAGCUCCAGUCCCGACAGGAGCGUGACCUUGAGCUCGGAUAUGGACAUCGAGUCAGACCCAGGAACAUCUUAUAACAGCUCAGGAGACUUCCAGUUCCAGGCUCCACCUCCUCCUGGCUCUCCGUGCUUCAGCUCACCUCCUCCUCUACCCCAGGGCACCCCUCCUGCCACCCCCACACCCCCGCCCCUUCCCAAGGGCACCCCCCCGCUCACGCCCCCCACCAAUGGCUCACCUGCACUGAGGGGUCAGGGCUGGGUGACACUGGACCAGGAGGGGACAACUGAUGAGCUGAGCCUGGAAGAACUGGAGGAGCAGCAGAGACUGAUCUGGGCUGCUCUGGAGAAUGCAGAUACAGCUACCAACAGCGACUGCGAGACCCCCGCCAUCGGUACACCCACACCAAGUUCACCCAGUGUCUGCUCCUCAGCUCAAGUAGACAACGAGUUUUGAUGAAGUUGAAGAUGCCAGUCAAAAAGGGGCGAUGCCUCAGGACCAAUAAAAUCUCAAGGUGACCCCCCACAGACUCCAGGGCCAAUCAGAUUGCAGGAAGACACGCCCAAAAGUCCUGAACCAGUGAAAUUCCAAGAGUACACAAGUUUUAGGCUAAUUAAAAUGCAAGAUGAUAGUCCAGAUAGCCCGCUGAAUAUUCAAGAUGAUACUCCGCUAAGUCCUGAAGGAGAUGAAGUGGAUAAAAAACAUGCCAAUUCCACAUAGAAGUAAUUUUGCAGCGGGGAUUGUUCCAUUUGAGGAAACACCAGAAUUUAUGGAAGUGGCAGAGGCUACAGGAACGUACCUGAAGAUUAGAGAUUUACUCAAAAGCUCACCACGAAGUUUGUCCAAGAAAAAAUAGCGGAAAUUUUUUUU
This is a messenger RNA of Periophthalmus magnuspinnatus, 2100 nucleotides long. It is a transcript of the gene zcchc8, whose product is annotated as zinc finger, CCHC domain containing 8. The record is from RefSeq and is a predicted model, not a curated record. Gene Ontology annotation, molecular function: zinc ion binding; RNA binding. Gene Ontology annotation, cellular component: catalytic step 2 spliceosome. Lineage: Eukaryota; Metazoa; Chordata; Actinopteri; Gobiiformes; Gobiidae. The coding region runs from base 4 to 1686 and encodes 560 amino acids. The transcript is spliced from 14 exons.